CCGAGCACUUUUCUGGAAUCGGCCCGCGCCCCGCCCGGCCUGGGACCCCCCGCAGACGGCAGCCGCGUCCCGGAGCGGCGGCGCCCGGAGCCAGGCCCGAUGGCGCAAAGGUACGAUGAGCUGCCCCACUACGGCGGGAUGGACGGAGUAGGAGUGCCUGCCUCCAUGUACGGAGACCCCCACGCGCCGCGGCCGAUCCCCCCGGUUCACCACCUGAACCACGGGCCGCCGCUCCACGCCACGCAGCACUACGGCGCGCACGCCCCGCACCCCAAUGUCAUGCCGGCCAGCAUGGGGUCCGCUGUCAACGACGCCCUGAAGCGGGACAAGGACGCGAUCUACGGGCACCCGUUGUUUCCUCUGUUAGCUCUGGUCUUUGAGAAGUGCGAGCUGGCGACCUGCACUCCCCGGGAACCUGGCGUGGCUGGCGGCGACGUCUGCUCCUCCGACUCCUUCAACGAGGACAUCGCCGUCUUCGCCAAGCAGGUUCGGGCCGAAAAGCCACUUUUCUCCUCAAAUCCAGAGCUGGACAAUUUGAUGAUUCAAGCAAUACAAGUAUUAAGGUUUCAUCUCUUGGAAUUAGAAAAGGUUCACGAACUGUGUGAUAACUUCUGCCACCGGUACAUUAGCUGUUUGAAGGGGAAAAUGCCCAUCGACCUCGUCAUUGAUGAACGAGACGGUAGCUCCAAGUCAGAUCAUGAAGAACUUUCGGGCUCCUCCACCAAUCUUGCUGACCAUAAUCCUGCAUCUUGGCGAGACCACGAUGAUGCAACAUCCACUCACUCAGCGGGCACCCCAGGGCCCUCCAGUGGUGGCCACGCUUCCCAGAGCGGAGACAACAGCAGUGAGCAAGGGGAUGGCUUAGACAACAGUGUCGCUUCACCUGGCACAGGUGAUGAUGAUGAUCCAGACAAGGACAAAAAACGCCAGAAGAAAAGAGGCAUUUUCCCCAAAGUAGCAACCAAUAUCAUGAGAGCGUGGCUCUUUCAGCAUCUCACACAUCCGUACCCUUCCGAAGAGCAGAAGAAACAGUUAGCGCAAGACACAGGACUUACAAUUCUCCAAGUAAACAACUGGUUUAUUAACGCCAGAAGAAGAAUAGUACAGCCCAUGAUUGACCAGUCAAAUCGAGCAGGUUUUCUUCUUGAUCCUUCAGUGAGCCAAGGAGCAGCGUAUAGUCCCGAGGGUCAGCCCAUGGGAAGCUUUGUGUUGGAUGGUCAGCAACACAUGGGAAUCCGGCCUGCAGGACCUAUGAGUGGAAUGGGCAUGAAUAUGGGCAUGGAUGGGCAAUGGCACUACAUGUAACCUUCAUCAUGUAAAGCAAUCGCAAAGCAAGGGGGAAGUUUGCAGAGCAUGCCAGGGGACUAUGUUGCUCAGGGUGUGGUCCUAUGGGAAUGGGCAUGGCACAGCCAAGCUUCACCUCCUGCCCAGAUGACCCCACACCCUACUCAGUUGAGACCUGGACCCCCAAUGCACUCAUAUUUACCAAGCCAUCCCCACCACCCAGCCAUGAUGAUGCACGGAGGACCCCCCCACCCACCCUGGAAUGACUAUGUCAGCACAGAAGUCCCCACAAUGUUUAAAUUCUGUAGAUCCCAGUGUUGGCGGACAGGUUAUGGACAUCCAUGCCCAAUAGUAUAAGGGAACUCAAGGGACAAGGAAACACAUAAAAAAUAUUUUAAGACUCUCUGAACUUUGACCAGAUGUUGACACUUAAUAUGAAAUUCCAGACAGCUGUGAUUAUUUUUUACUUUUGUCAUUUUUCAUCAAGCAUCAGAGGACCAAUGAGACAAGAACACAAAUGUGAAACCAUGGGCUCACUGCGACAAUUCUGUCCAUGUAAAGAUCCUCUGGAAAAGACUCCGAGAGUUAUAACUACUGUAGUAUAAACAUAGGAACUAAGUUAAACUUGUACAUUUCUGUUGAUCCACUCCGUUAUGUUGCCUCAAAUAGUUUUAGAAGAGAAAAAAAAAUAUAUCCCUUGUUUUCCCACACUAUGUGUGUUUGUUCCCAAAAAGAAUGACUGUUUUGGUUCAUCAGUGAAUUCACUAUCCAGGAGAGACUGUGGUAUAUUUUCAACCUUUUGGGCCAAUGAGAAAAGAACCACGCUGGAGACCUUGGUGAACGUUUGGCCGAACCUCGUCCCUUGGACUCCAGCUUCCAGAAUGUGUUUUCAUGCCCGGCCCUUUGUUCCUCCAUCAAUGUGUCCUUUAGUUUCAAACAGAUCUUUAUAGUUUGUGCUUCAUAAGCCCAAUUCUUCUUAUUAUUUUGGGGGACUCUUCUUCAAAGAGCUUGCAAUGAAGAUUUAAAGACAGAGCAGGAGCUUCUUCCAGGAGUUCGAAGCCUUGGCUGUGGACAAAACAAUCUUAAGUUGGGCAGCUUUCUCAACACAAAAAAGUGAUUAAUGGCCAGAGCACCACAACUAGGACUUUCAGAAACUCAAAGCUUGGGGGAUGAACAGGAGCAAGAGAAUACUGUAACAAACUCCAUACAGAGUUCGGUCUAUUAAUUGUUUCAUGUUAGAUAUUCUAUGUGUUUACCUCAAUUGAAAAAAAAGAAUGUUUUUGCUAGUAUCAGAUCUGCUGUGGAAUUGGUAUUGUAUGUCCAUGAAUUCUUCUUUUCUCAGCACGUGUUCCUCACUAGAAGAAAAUGCUGUUACCUUUAAGCUUUGUUCAAAUUUACCAUUAAAAUACUUGUAUGAGGGACUGUGACGUUAUGUUUUAAAAAAAAGGUGUUAAGUCACAAAAUGCGGGUAAUAAAUAUUUCAUUUUUGAUUUUU
Messenger RNA from Suncus etruscus (white-toothed pygmy shrew), 2779 nucleotides. It is a transcript of the gene MEIS2, whose product is annotated as Meis homeobox 2. The transcript is spliced from 13 exons. Gene Ontology annotation, biological process: positive regulation of cell population proliferation; brain development; positive regulation of transcription by RNA polymerase II. Gene Ontology annotation, molecular function: RNA polymerase II cis-regulatory region sequence-specific DNA binding; DNA-binding transcription activator activity, RNA polymerase II-specific. Lineage: Eukaryota; Metazoa; Chordata; Mammalia; Eulipotyphla; Soricidae. The record is from RefSeq and is a predicted model, not a curated record. Bases 100 to 1305 code for a protein of 401 amino acids.